Messenger RNA from Amorphotheca resinae ATCC 22711, 768 nucleotides. RefSeq lists its product as hypothetical. Bases 82 to 597 code for a protein of 171 amino acids. Lineage: Eukaryota; Fungi; Ascomycota; Leotiomycetes; Helotiales; Amorphothecaceae. The transcript has a single exon. The record is from RefSeq and is a predicted model, not a curated record.
ACCCAACCCAAGCCAAGCCAAGCAUCACAUCCCCCCGCCCACAACAAAACCCCACACACAUAAUAAAACACAAACACAAUAAUGUCCUCCAAGAUAACGUCCAAGAAUCUACACUACGACAGCACGUUGCCGCCCUUCCUAGCGCGUCUGCGCGCCUCGCACGCUUCGCGUGAUGGACGCCAUGAGAUGCCGGCCGCGAGGCCGAAGCGCGCGCGCGACGCCGACGACGACGCGGAAGAUGAGCCUGUGUAUGUGGAUGAGGAGACGGGCGAGACGGUGACGAGGAGCGAGUUUGAGGAGCGGGAGAGGGAAAUGGAGAGGGGAGAGGGAGGGGGAGAGAGAGAGGCAGAGGGGGAGGAGGGGAGGGUAAAGGAGGAUGAGGGGAUUAAGGAGGGGAGAGAUAAGGCUGGUGUGGUCGGGAUCAAGAGGCGGAAGGCGAGGAGGAUUGUUGGGGAAGAGGAGGAGGAAGAGAAGGAAGGUGGUGCAGGGGAUGAGGAGAAGAAGCAGAAGGGGGAGCCGGAGGUGAGGAAGUUGGAAAAGGGGAAGGUGGCGAAGAAGGGGAAGAAGAUCAAGUUGAGCUUUGGGGAUGAUGAAUGAUUCUCUCUUCGUCUUCUUCUCCUUCUUCUUAACUACCCCUCUCUGGGAGUGAGGAACGGAAAAAGGUAUUUGGCAUUGGGAUUGAGAUUGGGAUUGCAUAUGGCAUUGGAAUUCGGAGUGGCAUAUGGCAUGGGCUGGCUUGCUUCUAUGAUACCCCUACUGCGUCAAAUC